Molecule: messenger RNA, 3159 nt
Organism: Sclerotinia borealis F-4128
Lineage: Eukaryota; Fungi; Ascomycota; Leotiomycetes; Helotiales; Sclerotiniaceae
Source: the annotation of a GenBank genome assembly
AUGAGUGAACCUGUUGGCGAAGACGAGUGGUUGGCGCUCGUAGAUGAGGCCAGCCGAAACGCGAGAGAUCUGGAGCAGCGCAUCGAAGUUGUCGAAUUAUACAAACGCGCAAUAUCUGCAGAGCCUUGGAGCAACACACUUUGGUUGGCGAGAUGCGACUGGGUCCUGUCAUUAUACACCGAUUGUCGGGAUCUAGAUGCCGGAUGGCCGGAAGAUGAACAGCAGCUCGGGCAGGAAUUGUUUUCCCUACAGACAGUACAGGACCUUUGGCAGGAAGGUGCUGCAGCUACGCAAUUUCGAUUGAACGACAGCCAUGAGCUAUGGAAUAGAUGGAUUACUAUCGAAUUGGAAGAGCUUGCGAGAUCACCCACGCGCGAUUACGUAGAGCGCGUCCGCAAAAUAUUCUUCGAUCGUUUGCAAACUCCACAUGCUAAAUGGGAUGAGACUUCGCAGAUGUUCUCGACAUUUAUUACGAAAUAUGACGAGCCUUCUUGGGAAUCUACAAUGGUGCAAGUUACACAGCUGGGUAGCCCCGCCAGAUAUUUGUAUGAGCAACGCGAAGAGCACGAGCUCAAGCUUCAGCAGGCUGUCGCAGGCGGUGAUAAAGAAGGUGCAGCAGCUAUAAUGAAAGAUUAUUUGGAAUGGGAGAGCCUCCAACCAUUGAAGAACCCUAAAAAGGGUUUGCCUCGCAGCCCCCAGAUUCUUACUGUUGCCCUCUACGAACGCGCGUUAGCAUCGACUAUUCUGGGCCGGGAUCCUGGCACCUGGGAAGAUUACAUUGCUUUCGUCCAACAAAGCUAUGCCGUAAAUCCAGAUGCGCAACUAGGCAAUCCUCUCUACAUCGCACAGCGCGCCACUGCACAUUGCCCUUGGUCAGGAAGUCUGUGGGCGCGAUACAUCCUUCUUGCAGAAACGCAGGAUCUGGACUUCUCUACGAUUGCAGACAUAAAGCAUGCCGCGACGAGUACUGGCGUAUUGGAUCGUGACGGGAAAAUGGACGAAGUGAUUGAGGUUUAUAUAGCUUGGUGCGGAUAUCUCAAACGGAGGACUUUGAACAAAAAUCCAGAAGAUGAAGCGUUUGAUAUGGCCGACAUUGGUCUCACUGGUUCGCUUGAGACCGUUCAGGACUGGGGUAGAAGGCUCCACAAAAGGGAGUAUACAGGGGAUCCUUCAUUUCGAAUCGAGAGGAUAUUGAUCCAAUAUCUCACUCAAAAAGGCUCAAUCGAAGAAGCUCGUGAAUCUUGGGAAGGCCUUGUGAAUACACAUCAGAAAAGCUACGCUUUCUGGCAACAGUAUUACGUUUGGGAAAUGACGGUGCGGAAUCCGAACACAUCUCCUGACUUACCCUCCAUGGUCUUGUCUCAAGCUAUACGUACGAAAGGCCUAGAUUGGCCGGAGGCGAUCAUGGAAAUGUACAUUGCACAUUGCAACAAUUACGAAGACGCACAUACCUUGUUAGCGGCUAAAGACUUGGUCCGUAGACAAUUCCAACUAGUGGUCAAACGCAGAGAAAAAUUUGCUGCCGAGCAAGCAGAAUUGUAUUCUCAACAACAGCCACAGAUUGUUGAGCCGGACUCAACAGUUGAUGAAUAUCCUGGACUUGUGAAGAGGAAGCGUGAACCGGCCCCCGAAAAUAUUGAUGGUAACACCCACAAGAAGCCAAAAAAUGAGCAACCGGGAGCUGAUUCAGAGGCCUUGCGGCAACAGCAUUUGAAAAGGGAUCGCGAGAACACGACCGUAAUGGUCACCAAUUUACCCCCCGAGGUCACCCAAACCAAAGUCAGACAGUAUUUCAAGGAAUAUGGUCACAUCAAUAGCUUGACGCUCAAGCCCGAAGCUGACAAGCUUUCCUCUACCUGUUUGAUUGAAUUUCGUUCCAAUGAUGAUGUCCAAUCGGCUUUUCUCCGUGAUGGGAAAUUCUUUGGCGAGAACCAAAUCAAAGUAGAGUCCGGGACUGGCUUGACUCUUUAUGUAACAAAUUAUCCACCUACGGCUGAUGAGAAUUACAUGCAUAACCUGUUCAAAUAUUGUGGUGAAAUAUAUAGUAUUCGAUGGCCAAGUCUCAAAUUCAACACGCAUCGUCGAUUUUGUUACAUUACCUUCCGCAAGGCCGAAGCUGCUUCGGCUGCUACCCAGCUUGAUGGAAAAUUGCUCGAGAACAAAUUUAAACUUGUGGCCAAAUAUUCCGACCCAGCUGGGAAAAAACAACGAGAAGGUGCCACCGCUGAGGGUCGAGAGCUCCAUAUAACCAGUCUCGAUUCAAGCCUGAAGGAAGAUGAUCUGAAGGAUGUUUUUGCGAAGUAUGGUCAAGUUGAAUCUGUCAGGAUUUUAAGAACAUUUAAGGGGGAGAGUAAGGGUGCAGGUUUUGUCGUUUUUGAGAACAAGGACGAAGCGACUGCAGCACUCGAAUUGGAUAAGACCAAGUUGAAAUCCUCGGUUCUCCAUGUCGAAUUGACGCAAUCGAGAAACUACAAGCCUAUCGCAACCAGUACAGAAAAGGGCACUUCAGCAUCUCCAAUCCCAGACGGUGAUGGAGAUUCUACAAUGUAUCCUGCUUCUGCUUCAGGCCAUUCUCAUAACAACCAACAUGCUUUACAUCAGCCAUCUAAACCAGAAAGUUCCAAUCGAACGAUCACCUUGCUCAAUGUUCCUGAUACGAUCAACGAUGCGAGAAUCCGUGCAAUUGCAGAGCCCUUUGGCAACGUCACAAAAGUAGUCCUCCGCCCAGAUCACCAGGGUGCAAUAAUCGAGUAUGAAGAUGUCGUCUCAGCGGGUAAAGCAUCUCUCGGACUCGAUAAUCACGAGAUAGCUCCAGGUCGCAAACUCAGAACAGGAGGCAUGAAAGAUCUUUUUGCACAUGCGAGUGAAAUCAAGUCAGAUCGCAUUGUGAUUGGGCAGAAUGGCAACGCCAAGAAGGAAACAGGCAAAGGGGGUUCGAGUACGGAUAUGGGUACGACUAAUUUCAUGCAGCCCAGUGCUCUAGUCCGAAGACCGGGUGCGAGGGGUGGGUUGGGACAAAAGAAAGGCUUAGGAUUUUCAGGGGCUAAAAAGACCGGGGAGGAUAAGGAUGCGGAUACUAAGGCCACGGCUCCAGAGAAUAAGCCCCUGAAAAGUAAUGCGGAUUUCAAGAAGAUGUUUUUGAGUGGGGGAAGGGAAUGA